Messenger RNA from Spirodela intermedia, 2947 nucleotides. NCBI's taxonomy places the organism in Eukaryota, Viridiplantae, Streptophyta, Magnoliopsida, Alismatales, Araceae. The record is from the annotation of a GenBank genome assembly.
AUGGCGAAGAGGAGGAAAUCCGUGGCGAGCCGCUUGGACGAGGUGGAUCGGACCAUUUACUCCAGCUUCUGUAACGCCGCGAAUUCCCUCUCUCAGAUUUACACGCAGGCUAUGAACCAGCAGAAGAUUGCCUUCCAGGCUGGUGAGCGACACGGCGUGGUUCGUACACCCCCUCCCCCGCCCCCGCUUUCCCUUCUCUCUCUACUUCUCUUGUGCUCAUGUUGUUGCAUGUUCUAUCUCCGAUGCUUGCUGAUUGACGAGCGUUAAUUCAUGCCGACGGAAUUUGGCCGAUUCGUUUAGUGCUUCCUUCAUGUCACGGUUAACCUGUUUCGCUUGUGGCAUCCGAUUUUUUCCAUUUUAUGCGGUAUCUCUGUUUCGUGGCGUAGAAUUCUACCCAGUCCAUGCUUCCCCUGUGGUUUUUACGAGGGUGCCUUGUCCCUGUUCUGUCUGUUAUUCUUCCUCCGGGACAUGCACUUAGAAUAUACGAUUAAUUUACUGGUUAUCAUGAUAUUAAGCGCUUUAGAUUACUGUGAGAACCCUUUGAAAAUUUGUUAUCUCAACCAUUUCUUGGAAAAUGGGGUUACACAUUCUAGUGCGUUAGGCCGAGGGAUUUCGCGAUUUAAGAAUGAAAAUGGAUAUUUAGUAUUGAUACGAAUUUGUGCUCUUGUAGAUGUGUACAUCUAUCCCCAAUCCUCACUCAUGCUAUCCUUUGACCCUUUGUCUCUCUUAUAGCUUUUUCCACUACACUUUCCCAGGAUCUGCGGUAUAUAUCAUAUUUUGUCUCGGUUAGAUACUGACGUUUUAUGCCUCUAAUAAUUACGUUUCUUCUGCUGCUACAGCGUAUCAUAUAAACCGCUCAUAGCUUUUUGAUCUCUCAUUACCGUCUGAAGUCCCUUCUAGAGUCUCCACUUGCUCUGCUAAUGUGUUUCCCAGGCAGUCUAGAUAUGUUUCAAUCGUUUGGGAAGUUAAGAAUUGGGUGUAUUUCAGCAUUUCAUUCAUAUUUACUCGCAGAUAAUUUAGCUUCCGAGCUUUGCGCCUCUGUGUAUUAGUUCCUUUUAUCGGUGCGAAUUCUGUCCUAUAUAUCUUUAUUAUGAGCACAAAAGUCAAUUAGAAAACGAAGAGUCCUCAGAUGCAGCCUUUAGAUUUUUUAUUUUUUUUCGAGAAUAGGUGAUCCAUUUUCCUCGGAGGUGCGCUGGGGUUGGAUAACUCGGAAGUUGGGUUGAUUAAUCAAUUAUGAAAGCCAUUCUCAUGUUCUGAAUUUUUUUUCCUCCCUAGUUUUGCCUAGUUCUGCUUUGUUCUCGCAGUCUACUUAUUCCUUCAAAGAGAGAGGGUAAAGGUAUUCCAGAGGAGUGCGGAUAAAUUUGCUGCAAUAGUUAAGGUAUUCACCCAGAUGAGGACAAGUUCUAGAGAGGUUCAUAAAUUAAUUUCGCUGAGAAAGCUACACUCUUCGAAUUGAAAACUGCACUUUUCCAUAUUUGCGUGCUGUUCUCGUGGUUUAUAAGCAUUGUUUUACAAUAUGAAGGAUACAUUUAUUGAAUUAAAUCCUGUUGGGCCUCUGAAAUUUAAUUAUGUUUACGUCGUUUUAUAAGUGAGAGUUCCUUUUAUGGAGCAUAUGUACUCGCGGGCUUGCACACACAUGCACGCACACGCACACACAUGCACGCACACGCACACACACACACACACACAGGCAUAUAGAUGUGUUGCUUGAGUUGUGACCACACGUAGAUGGUGUUUUUGUUGUAACAUUUGGUUGGCAAAACUCUUUCGGUGGAUUAGCAUCAUAUUGUUUUGAAUGCAAUAUCAGUAGGAUAUUUUUGUUGCAUUCGUAAGAAGAUACUCGGAUUCCCUUCAGAGGCAUUGGAUGUCCAAGUAUUAGCCUUAGUCUGUCCCAUUGCUUUAGCAAGGCCAAUUAUCUUGGCCUCACACAUCGACCUACCAUCUCAAUAAAAGUUCGUAGUCUGGUUGAGCCGACUGAGAUCGACAUUACCCUUGAAAAUUAGACCAUCCGGACUGAUCUGGAUCGAAAGAUGUUUCUGCUUGGACGAAGAUUUUUGCAGGUUGAUCAUUUUAGGCGACUGUUCAGAGUAUCUUAAUUGAGUUUAAGCCGAUAGAAAUAAUACUUUAUUAACCUGUCAAGCUCUUUGCAACCCAUGACCUUUAGGGUUUGGAAAUCCCUUUGAAGAGGUAUAGAGAGAGAGAGAGAGAGAGAGAAAGAGAUUUCUUGGUACUUGUCUACAUGAGGAAAUGGGCCUGAGAACCGAUCAAUUCGAAGGCUACAAAUAUAUUCAUGUCUGUAUGGGAGGAUGAUUUCCCUCUAAAUCUUUAUGCAUCUACACUAGGAGGGUGAUGGUGAUGAACUGUGAGAGCCAGCCGGCUCUGCGGGGGCAUGCUUGUCGCUGAAAUCAUAGAUUACAUCUCCAUGAGUGGUGUGGUGGGUGGACGGCACCAAUUAAUUAAUCAAUUAGUUAAUUAAUUAAUUGAUGGAGGGCUUGCGUUUGGCUUGCGACUCAUGCAGGAGAAAAUCCAGAGCUGGAUCUCGAGGCGGCUAGAGGAGGGGUCGACGCCGACCAUCGCUGACCUGCUCGGCUACCUCCAGGUUCCCCUCCGCAAUUCAUUCGUCCCAUGUAUAGAAAUAUAAUCAAAAUCCAUUCUUUUUGAUAUCCUCUGACUUGAUAUCUUCGAAUUCUUUCAGAAUGAGCUCGAGCACGGAGGAGACGAGGCGUCGACCAUGUCCCCGAGAUCGCAGUCCCAGCUCGCCAACAGCACCCACCUCGACCAGGCCAAGGGCCCCAUCAUCUUCUCCGGCGCCUUUCCUUGCCCCCCCCGCCGGAGCCUCGCGGUGGAGCCGCCCGCCGGAGGGUUCUUCCCCGGCGGCGCCGCAUUCGUCUCUGGCGACACCGCCAUGGACACGCACUCGGACGGCCCCUCCCAGGAUCUUUAUUGA